AUGUUACGACGAUUUCUCCUCCUUCCCACUGGUCUCGCGGCCUUCGUUACACCCGUGGCCGCGCAGCUGCCAUACAAUCCGACGCGCAUUGUCCCGGCCAAAGAUGGUUCGGUGGCCUACCUCUUCGCGCCGCAGCCUUCUUCCUCCCAGUUUUCACUAUAUGCGCUCGACACCUCAGAGAAUCUGACCUCCACGUCCUCGAAAAGUCCGAUAUCUAAUGCGCUUCCAUUUUUGUCCGACGCCGACUCCAAGGCAUUCAUAACAGUACCCGAUGAUGAAGGCAUCACUGUAUUGGCAGGCGACUGCGAAAAUCCCGCCAAAGAUCUCGAAUUGUGGAAGUUCAUACCAAACAAAGAUGAGAAGAACGGGACCUGGACCAGCCUACCAUUAGCCGCAGGUGACGGCUCCCUAGGCUGCAACUACCUUUCUGCUGGGUUUGAGUUCUCCCCAAGCGCCACGGUUGAAGAUUUAUCACUGUAUAUCUUUGGCGGGAUGUGCCCCAAUGGAACAUCCGUCGAUGCGGCCAACUGGGUUUCUCAUGCAGUCUACUCGAACACAAUGCUGACCUUUGAACCGGCUUCAUCUUCGAAUGGAAGCUCGCCUUAUCAAAUAUCAAUGACUGGAUCAAGAGCUCCCCCGAUUGCAGAAGCAGGAUUGACCAUCACGCCCCUAACACCGACCUUCUCUAAUACGUCGGGGGCCAACGUAUCACAGCAACAGAAUUUCGUCCUGCUUGGUGGCCAUACUCAGGCCGCUUUUAUCAACAUGUCACAGUUGGCCAUCUUUGCUCUGCCGCAAGAGUCUUGGGCUUUUGUUGGAGUGUCUAAGAUGGUUGACUCUGGGACCCGCAAAUUCAGGACGAGAGACGUGACAACCAUCGAACCACGUUCUGGACACACCGCCAUCUUGACCGAGGAUGGGUCCCAGAUCGUGGUGUUCGGCGGAUGGGUGGGGGACAUCAGCACGCCAGCACAGCCUCAACUUGUCAUCUUGGAAGUAGGCCAGGGGUACGGCGGCCAAGGGGAUUGGGCAUGGUCGACUCCCAGCUCAACCUCUGAUCCCUUUCCGUCAAGCUCUGGCUCUGGCAUAUAUGGCCAUGGCGCGGCGAUGCUUCCUGGAGGCGUCAUGAUGGUGACUGGUGGAUACUCCAUCAGCACAUCCGGCUCAAAAGCAAAACGUCAGUUGUCUGACAGGCUCUUGUUCUUAAAUACAACAAGUCUGGAAUGGACCAACACCUACACAAAUCCCUACCCGUCAGGCUCACCUUCUGCAUCGGGAAAUUCACAGUCAUCGACUACGGGACUGAAGCCCUCCGAAAGGGCAGGUUUGGGAGCCGGUCUCGGUCUCGGCCUGGCAGCUGCUGCUGGUGUGGCAAUUGUGUGGCUCCUGUAUUCACGGAAGCUCAGAGCGAGGCGUGCCCUCCGAGAAAAGGAGAUCAGAGAACUUGCACUGGGCGCCGAACGGUACCGCUCACCUACACCGCCUGGAGACAUUCGAGAGAAAGGUGACGGAAUGAGAAGUGCCAGCUGGGGUGGCAUUCAGGAACGUCAGCUCGAGAGCUCUGGAGAUCCUUUUCCCUGGGCACCGGUAGCUCUAACAGACAACAAUGGAAGAGUACGUUUGGCUGUGGGUGCGGGCAGAGGAGAGAGCAACGAUUCUCGAUAUGCCGAGCGCACCGGCGUUCAAAUGGAAGUCCCCAGUCCCACAAGGGGCCUAAGAAAGAAUAUAAUCUCGAAAGCCCCCACGGGAGUCGGGCCAUUCAACCAACAUCCUCCUGGAGCAAUGCCAGGAGCUGUCUUUCGCAUUGAUGAAGAGGAGGAGGGCAGCCAGGUUGGGUCAUGGAAGAGGAUAAAGACUCCAAAGGCUGGGAGUGAUGGGAGCUCAAUGGCGAGCGACCCGUUUGGCGACCCUGUAGCCAUGGCAGAGACUUCUUUACAGAACGAAGCUGCAGUACAGCGGAAGAAAGAGGUCGACGGCUGGGUCGAGGACUGGCAAUCAGCUGCCGAGACCAUGACUUUGUCAAGAAGCACCAGCCAAGCGUAUAGCCGAACAUAUUCCAACCUCUCACAAUUUCGUCCUGCUGGAGGAGGUGCAGGGCGUGCCUCGCCAGAAAAGUCGGACCGAACGGGCAGCAAUCUUUCGGAGAAUAGCAUGACGACCAGCUCGUCCAUUCAGAAAUCGGCGGUUGGUACACUGUCGCGCAACCUGUCUCAAAGAAGUGCCAGCGCAGGAUAUGCGCUCUUCUCGGGCGCUGCAGCUGCUAUGACUCGAUUCGGAACCCCCGGACAAGGCCAACUGCCGCACGAUCCCAGUUCCGGCCUUGCCAGGGCGCCUUCAAACCGCAGCGUGUCCCUCAAUAUCAAUUCUACCAGAUAUUUGACCUCCAAGGACCAUGCCGCCACUCUCUCAUCCGCUCCGAGUAGCUGGCGUCGUGCGCUGGUAGGAGAGGAUCAAGCUCUCUUGAAUCGAAGUAAUCAGCGUCAAUUGCAUGGAGGGCGUGAUUACAGAACGCUCGCCGAGAGCCCGAGCAAGGAUAAAUAUGCCAGAGCGGGUAGCCUUACUGGCUCUGGGCGGAGGGCAUUGAAUCUGCUGGGCAGCAUGAGGCGGGUCUUCACAGGCACGGGCAGUGUCGAUGUCCAGAACCGUGUUGCUACACUGGAACCCCGAAGCACCCAAUCGAGCCCUACGAAGCACUCUGCACAGCCAGAAAUGACAGACGCUGGUCUAAAUAGAGCCUUGAGUGCAGGGGCAUCAUUCUGGCGAGGCAAGCGAGGAGCCAAGGACUGGGAUAACGACGGUCUAGGUCCCAGUGAAGCUGGACCAUCCUCCACAGUCCGCAGGAAGCCGGUUCCUGGAGUAACAUUGGAUGACCACGACGGCGAAUUUGAGGAUGAGGAUGAUGACUGGGACGUGGAGACCGCGGUGCAGAAACGAGUUGUCCAGGUCAUGUUCACGGUCCCCAAAGAAAAGCUGCGAGUGGUCAAUGCCGAUGCGUUGAGUCUGCUGAGCAGCAACAGAAGCGAAGCGGACCACGAUGAGGACAAGGAAAGGGACCACAUCAAAAGGAUGAGCAGCGUUAGGGAACGGGACGAGAACUACGAUCCAGAUGAUGAGACCACAAACGGGAGAGGGAAAGAAAGGGCAGUUUGA
Molecule: messenger RNA, 3150 nt
Organism: Capronia epimyces CBS 606.96
Lineage: Eukaryota; Fungi; Ascomycota; Eurotiomycetes; Chaetothyriales; Herpotrichiellaceae
Exons: 1
Coding region: 1-3150 (1049 amino acids)
Molecular function (GO): protein binding
Source: RefSeq, a predicted model, not a curated record